This is a messenger RNA of Necator americanus (New World hookworm), 309 nucleotides long. RefSeq lists its product as uncharacterized. The transcript has 5 exons. The coding region runs from base 1 to 309 and encodes 102 amino acids. The record is from RefSeq and is a predicted model, not a curated record. Lineage: Eukaryota; Metazoa; Nematoda; Chromadorea; Rhabditida; Ancylostomatidae.
AUGGAAAACACGCAAUCAGCAAACAUUAGGCGUGGUGUAUACUGUUUUGUGCGUAUUUCUCCUCACCCCGCAGAAACCUACGACAAAAAGUCUCUCCCGAUCUUGGUUGCAUCCCUCAUUUAUAGCUUCCAGGAAUGGCUAAGGUUUGAAUGCGAAAACAAGGGAACAUUUCGUAGGCGAAUCGAUUGUGUGGAAGAACCUCUGGACAUCAGUGCUUUACGAGAGAAAAAACUACAUUUUCUUUCUAAUUUUUCCCACCUGAGAGGAGACACUUUCCUGAGGACGUUUUCCUGCAACAAAUACAGAUGA